UGAACAUGACAGCAGAUAUAAGGUACGAGGAUACAGAAAUGAGAGAAACAAAUAUAUUUUAAAAAACACAGCAAAGAAGACAGUAUGAACAACAACAAUAGCCUCAUCUCCUAAAAAAUAAAACAACAAUAAUGCAUAUGUUUUUUUUUUUGGUUUGCAUUAAUGGAAUGAAACAUAAUCCUGGUAUAUACAGUACAGUCAUGUCUGAUCUCAGUCGGGUCGGCUGUGUGUACGUUGUUUGGCUUUUUCCUCAAACCAGUGUGAAAUGUCACACAGGGCUGUGAAUGUAAAUUAGACAACACUGCUGCUCUAUUGUGACGGAGGUUGUCACCUCACGUUCACACUGUUGUUUGUUUUUUAAACAAGCUAAUGUUCACUAAACACAUGUUUUUCUGUUGGAAUUCAUUUUUUUAAAAACAGAUUAAAAAACCGGCCGUUUAGUUGACUAAUCUAAGUUAAAUUUGGUCGACAUUUCAUCAGCUAAAAGUUGGUCAAAAGACUUCACCAAUUCAUCAAUAAAGAUGACUAUUCAAAUUAUUCUAUCUAUGUGGUUUGUGGUACAGUGAAAACCACAACAAAAUCUAAAGUAUAAUUUGAGAUUAGGAUUAAACGGGUUGGUUUUUUGUUACCAUGUGGUCCUAUACAAACAAUUUGGACAUUUUGCAAUCGUGUGAUCAGUCCCGUGUCUUUUUGGUCUGACCUUCCAGCCCGGAUUCAGUUCUAACACACAACUGCUGGCUGGGAGGAGGUCGUGUCAAAUUCUUCAUGUACUGCUGGUCAUUCAUAAGCCUGAGUGGAGCUCCUGCAUGAGGAGGAGGAGGAGGAAGAGGGGGUUCUCCAGGCUCCUGCUACUAAUCUAUUCCCUUCACUCUCUCACACACACACCAGUGUCCUGUCCAACCAAUAGACAGCCUCUGACAGUGCGAUUGGCAGCAGCAGCAGCAGCAGCAGCAGCCACACAACAUUCUCCUCCUCCUUUCUUCUUCUGAACACCUGGAGCUGAUGGUUCUAGGUUCUCCGCUCCGCUCCUAGCAUCACCCGCGGGAUCGAACGGACGUUCUGCCACCCCGUGGUGUGAUUUUUGUGAGUUCCGUCCAACCAUCCAACCUCCUCACCACACCUGAUGAACCCCCAGUGACCGAUUUCUACUACGGAUCAGCCGCAGAGCCAAGUGAUGGAGCGUCCGUUUUCGAACACUCGUCGUCUCCGGGUCUCUGUCGCUCUUUCAUCUCCUCUGCACACACUCAGGGAUGUGCAGAGUAUUUUUUAAGUCAAAACAUCAUCAUCACCAUUACCAUCACCCCCUCUUCUCCCUCUUUUUUCCGUCCUCCCCCAUCUCCCCACCCAAACAAAGCACUUUGGAAAUGCCUCCCCAGUGAUGGCUGCUCCUCGCAUCACUAAAAGCGUCGGGACCGCGGGGUGAGCAGACAUGGACGGCGGGAGUCUGGUCACGGCUGUCGGGGAUGGCGCAGCCAAUCUUACUGCGGCAGCAUCAGCAUCCAACCUCUGGCUGGAUCUUCCGAACGCAUCCAGCCCGACCACCCUGUGGGGCAGCGGCAGAGGCGGCGGCAGCAUCUCGCCUACAGUAAGCAACGAGCCGGAGGAACAGCUCCUCAUCCCAGAACAAGCCUACCGGGACUUCACCACCACCAUCCAGGUCUUCAUCCUCAUUGGUUCCCUGCUUGGAAACGCCACUGUGCUGUGGUGUACCUGCUGCACCAACGUCUUCAAAUCGGUGACCAAUCGCUUCAUCAAGAACCUGGCCUGCUCGGGCAUCUGUGCCGGCCUGGUGUGUGUUCCCUUUGACGUGGUGCUGGGGGCCAGUCCUCACUGCUGCUGGUUACUCCAGACGAUACUCAUCUGCAAAGCCGUCAAGUUUCUCCACAAGCUCUUCUGCUCUGCCACCGUGCUCAGUUUCAGCGCCAUCGCCCUGGACAGAUACUACUCAGUGCUCUACCCACUGGAGAGGAAGAUCUCAGACGCUCGCUCCAGAGACCUGAUCAUCUACAUUUGGGUCCAUGCUCUGGUGGUCAGCCUCCCCGUCUUUGCUGUGACCAACGUGACGGACGUGUAUGUCACCUCGUCGUGCUCGGACCACUAUGCCCGCUCGCUGGGUCACAUGGUGUACGUGUUGAUCUACAACGUCACCACAGUGGUCCUGCCCCUCUCUCUGGUCUUCCUCUUCAUGUUGCUGAUACGUAGGGCGCUCAGCGCCAGCCAGAAGAAGAAGGUGAUCAUUGCGGCGCUGCGAACGCCGCAGAACAGCAUCUCCAUCCCAUAUGUGUCCCAGAGGGAGGCAGAGCUGCAUGCCACUCUGCUGGCGGUAGUGCUGGCCUUUUCUGUUUGCAGCGCCCCCUACGGGGCUCUGGUGGUCUAUCGGACCAUCUUGGCGGAUGCUGAGGAGCUGCCAGUCUCGCUGUAUCUCACAGCUCUCUGGCUUCCAAAAGUGUCUCUGCUCACUAACCCACUCCUGUUUUUGACCGUAAACCGCUCAGCGCGUCACAGCUGGAUGGACCUUCUCACCAGAAUUCACAGACGUUACAGUCGUCGUAACGUGGUCAGCACUGGCGGUCUGGCCUCUUUAGGACCAGAGGGGGUGAUUGGGGAACCGGUGGGACUGGAAACAACAGGUCGUUCUGGGAGCCAACUACUGGAGAUGUUCAACAUUGGCCAGCAGCAAAUUUUUAGACCUUCUGAGGAAGAGGAGGAAGGAGAAAAUGAAAAUGAAGUACAAGGAUCAGCAAAGGAGGAUUCUAAAGGCAGGUCGAGGCUGGGAAGCUCCAGAGAAGUCAUGACCAUGAAAGAUGCUCCUCAGGAUGCAGCAGCAUCAGGGGGGCUGGUCGUCACCAAAGACUACGCUCCUGCAACAUCUCGCUCCUCUCCAGUUCAGACUUGCACUUACACUUCUUCAUCACAGGUGGCACCAGCUACGCCUACAGAAGCAGAAGAGUCUCCACAGUUUGGGUUUGGACCAUUUGAACUUCCUCCUCAGUGGUUACCUGAGACCAGGAACAGUAAGAAGAGGCUACUGCCUCCGCUGGGCAACACGCCCGAGGAGCUGAUCCAAACCAAACUGCCCAGACCCCGGCCUGGACGGAGAAUCAACAGGAACAACAAAGUCAGCACCAUCCCCACAGUGGACCAAUGAUAUUGUCUUCUUCUGACCUCUGAUUACUCUUUCUUGAGUUGGACAGCCAGUUGCUAGGAAGUAUAACAAAAAAAGGAUAUGACACGGAGCAAAACUUGCAGUUAUUGGUCAGAUGAUAUUUAGCAACAACAACAAAAAAAACAUAUAAAUAAUACA
This is a messenger RNA of Cynoglossus semilaevis (tongue sole), 3304 nucleotides long. RefSeq names its product G protein-coupled receptor 176 (gene gpr176). Gene Ontology annotation, molecular function: G protein-coupled receptor activity. Bases 1430 to 3148 code for a protein of 572 amino acids. Gene Ontology annotation, biological process: G protein-coupled receptor signaling pathway. The record is from RefSeq and is a predicted model, not a curated record. The transcript is spliced from 3 exons. Gene Ontology annotation, cellular component: plasma membrane. Lineage: Eukaryota; Metazoa; Chordata; Actinopteri; Pleuronectiformes; Cynoglossidae.